AUGAUUCAAUUUAAAGUAUCUGCACCAGGAAAAGUUAUUCUUUUUGGAGAACAUGCUGUAGUAUAUGGAAAAACAGCUGUUGCAGCUAGUAUAGAUUUACGUACAGUUCUAAAUUUUACAGAAUUACCUGAAGCAGAACAAGUUGUUAAAAUAUGUUUCUCUAAAGUAAAUUUAUUUAUUACUAUACCUCUGCAACAAAUACAAAAUUUCUUUUUUAUUAAUAAAAAUGUGGAAUUUAUAGAAAAUUAUGAGAUAUUUUAUAAUAAAAUAAAGGAAUUUGUCUGUAUUGUUAGUUAUGCAAAUUUUCAACAAAAAUUAAGUUUAGAAGCAUUCUUCUAUACUCUUAUUUAUAUUGCACAAAAAGAGGAAAUGGAAAUAAAACCAUUUCAAAUUCAAUUAAAUACAGAAUUGGCAAUUAAUUCUGGACUUGGUAGUUCUGCUUCUUUUGCAGUUUGUCUUGCUGCAUGUUUUGUACAUUGGUCAUAUUUACAAAAAAAUAUUUACAAAGUAUUUGAUUUUUCUACUUUAGAUAUUAUUUCAAAAUAUGCUUUAAAUUGUGAAAGAAUUAUGCAUGGUAAUCCAUCUGGAAUAGAUAAUUGCAUCUGUACAUAUGGAUCAAUAAUAGAAUUUAAAAAGGGUAAUUAUAUACAACCAAUAAAUAAUAUACAGGCAAUGAAAAUUUUAUUAGUAGAUACAAGAGUAAAUAGAAGUACUAAAGCUUUACUUGAAAAAAUAUUAGAAUUAAAACAUACAUAUCCAGUUAUUAUUGAUUUGAUUAUGGAUUCAAUAGAUAAUAUAUCAAAAGAAGCAGUUAAAAUUAUUCAAAAAUUGAAAACUUUCUCAAAUACCAAUGAGUUCUUUUUGGAAGGAUACAAACAAUUAAUGAUACUUAUUAACAUGAAUCAAGGAUUGUUAGCCACAUGUCAAAUUUCUCAUCCAUCUUUGGAUAGAAUUUGUGCAGAAGCACAAAAUUAUGGUUUAGCAGCAAAGCUUACAGGUGCCGGUGGUGGUGGACAUGCAUAUAUUCUCUUAUUACCAGAUACACAACCAGAAACUAUUUCAAGUAUUUCGCGAAAAUUAAUUGCAGACGGAUUUACUGUUAAAUUAACAACUUUGGGGUGCUCUGGUGUACAAAUUAAUUAAUGACAUUAUUAUAAAUAUUAUAUACAUUGAAUAUUAGAAAUAUUGAUAUUUAUGUAUAUAAUCGUAACUAGGAUGGAAUUUAUUCAAUAUUUUAAAUUUAUUGCCGCCACUGCUCUUUUUUUUCUAUCCACCUAAAUUAUUUGAGUUCUUGUUUUUUCUAUUUGACAAUUUUAAUAAUAACAACAGAUUUAUAAUGAAAUCAAAUUAAAAAGUUUUUAUAAAACUACUUAACGAAUAUAGAAAAUUAGACACAAAAAACAAAUAUAAAUUUGAAACAGAUAUUUUGAAAAAAAAUUGAUUGAAGAUUUGAUUUGUUGAAGAUCUAAGAUUACUCAAGUCUAAAAUUUUUGUAAUCUUUCUAAAUAGCUCUCCUAGUUAUGUCUUUAUGCAUAUAUAAAUUUAUAAACAUUAAUAUAUAAUAUAUUGUGAUUUUAUUUUAACUUUAAAUAUUUUU
Messenger RNA from Apis laboriosa (Himalayan honeybee), 1597 nucleotides. RefSeq names its product mevalonate kinase. Lineage: Eukaryota; Metazoa; Arthropoda; Insecta; Hymenoptera; Apidae. Gene Ontology annotation, biological process: isoprenoid biosynthetic process; cholesterol biosynthetic process. The record is from RefSeq and is a predicted model, not a curated record. The transcript has 2 exons. Gene Ontology annotation, molecular function: ATP binding; mevalonate kinase activity. Gene Ontology annotation, cellular component: cytoplasm. The coding region runs from base 1 to 1143 and encodes 380 amino acids.